Schizophyllum commune H4-8 is the source of this 1743-nucleotide messenger RNA. RefSeq names its product MFS general substrate transporter. NCBI's taxonomy places the organism in Eukaryota, Fungi, Basidiomycota, Agaricomycetes, Agaricales, Schizophyllaceae. Gene Ontology annotation, biological process: transmembrane transport. The record is from RefSeq and is a predicted model, not a curated record. The transcript has 7 exons. Gene Ontology annotation, molecular function: transmembrane transporter activity. The coding region runs from base 1 to 1743 and encodes 580 amino acids.
AUGUCCGGACGAGCGUCUUUGAGCUCGACCAUCGUACCUGAGCAGCGAGACGAGGUCUCGCAGUCUCGUGAGGAUGUCGCCGCUAAGCCACCUGCCGACGACGGCAUUUGCGUCGAUUGGGACGGCCCCGACGAUCCAGCAAACCCACGCAACUGGUCGCUUGCGAAGAAGUGGCGAAUAACAUGUAUCUGCUCGCUGAUAACCUUCAACAUUGCCCUUGCCUCGACGUUACCCACAUCCGCAACACCAUUUAUUCGGAUAUACAUGGGCAUGGAGAAGGAAGUGUCGUAUCUCAUCACCACCAUGUUCCUUUUGGGUUACGUCUUCGGUCCAUUCGUAUGGGGUCCAGGAAGCGAGCUGGUCGGGCGGAAGGCCAUGUUUUACGUCUCCAUGGUCCUCUACCUCAUCUUCAUCAUCCCGAGCGCACUCGCCAAGAACACCGCAACGCUCCUCGUCUCGCGGUUCCUCACCGGUUUCUUUGGCUGCGCGCCACUCGCCCUCGUGGGUGGUGUCAUCGCCGACAUGUUUCCCGCUGAGGGCCGUGGGCUCGCUGCAUCGCUCUUCACUGUCGGCGUCUUCUUGGGACCGUCCGUCGGCCCCAUCAUCGCCGGCUACAUGCUCGACAACGCCGUGAGCUGGAGGUGGAUUUUCUGGCUCCUCCUGAUUUUCUCCGGUUUCUGCGUCGCGAUGCUCUUCCUCUUUGUGCCCGAGACGUAUGAGCCGACGUUGUUGAAGUGGAAGGCUCGCCGCUUGCGCAAGGCCGACCCGCAGGGCAAUGCUAGGCUCUACGCCCCCAACGAGCGCGAGGACUGGUCGCCGGCAGGUGUCUUCCAUAGCACCAUCUACCGGCCCUUCCACAUGUUCUUCACCGAGCCCAUCCUCCUCCUCGUCACCGUCUACGUCUCCCUCGUCUACGGUAUCCUCUACGCACUCUUCUCCGCCAUCCCCGUCGUCUUCGUCACCCGGCGGAACUUCAGCAUCUCGCACAUGGGCCUCAUUUUCAUCGCCGUCAGCAUCGGCACCACGCUCGGCGCGUUCAUCAACAUCGUGCUCUCCGCGCACUACCCGCGCCUCAUCCGCGAGUGGCGCGGGUUCCCGCCGCCGGAGCAGCGGCUGCUCGGUGCGAUGGUCGGCGGGCCGCUCAUGGUCGUCGGCGCGUUUUGGCUCGGGUGGACGGGCGAGUACGCGGACGUGCACUGGGCGGCGCCCGCGGGGAGCUUGAUCUUGAUUGGCGCGAGUAUCAGCUUGGUGUUUAUGAGCUUUUUGUCCUACCUGGUCGACACCUACCUGCACUACAGCGCGUCUGCGUUCAGCGUCAACACCACGAUCCGGUCGCUCGUCGCGGCCGCCUUCCCGCUGUUCACGACGCAGAUGUUCACCGAGCUGGGCGUCAACUGGGCCGGCACGCUCAUCGGCCUCGUCUGCCUUGUCCUCGUACCCGUGCCAUUUUUGUUCUACAAGUACGGCCCGAGGAUCAGGACGUCCAGCGGUUAUGCUCCUUGCAUCGUACGUAUCCUACAGUGUGAUGUUGUUGACCGCAUGCUAAUCCACCUGUUCAGGACCUCAAGAUCGCUAAGGAGAUCGCUGACAACGCCGCGGCCGCGCAGAAGAUCCAGGACACCAAGGAGCAGCCGCAGGAAAAGACGCAAGAGGUCUAAAUAUUCAUUUAAAGUCUCCCGCCACGUCUAUGCAUGGGUUAGAAGGGUUACGAUCAUAGAGGUGGCUUCGCUACGUACAAACUAG